This is a messenger RNA of Stomoxys calcitrans (stable fly), 1412 nucleotides long. RefSeq lists its product as uncharacterized. The transcript has 6 exons. Gene Ontology annotation, molecular function: zinc ion binding. The record is from RefSeq and is a predicted model, not a curated record. The coding region runs from base 59 to 1174 and encodes 371 amino acids. Gene Ontology annotation, cellular component: nucleus. NCBI's taxonomy places the organism in Eukaryota, Metazoa, Arthropoda, Insecta, Diptera, Muscidae.
UGGAAACAAAAGGAUUCUGUAUUUCUAAUACAAAUCAAGCUUAUUAUUCUAAACCAUAAUGGCAGGAAUGUGCCGAUUAUGUGCAUCUUUAAAAUCUAGUUUGAUUAAUAUCAACGCCCAAUCAGAAGAUGAUACCCAAAAGUUGCUGCUAUGCUGUAGAAUUCGUUGGGAAAACGAGAGUCCACUGCCCAAAUCAAUUUGCCAAAUAUGUCAAGAUGAGCUCAAUGCUUCGUAUAAAUUUCUCAAAAAAGUCCAAGAAGCCCAAGAAAAUCUUCGAGCCUUCUUUGGUAUCAUUGAAACUACAAAGCCAGCAGACAAAAGGGACCACGGAAAUCCACCAUUUACUAUAACAGAAGAUAACCAAGGAGCUGUAAGCGACUUUAUAUUACCCGAGAACGCAAAUGUAAAACAGGAACAAUACCCAUAUUAUGAAGAAUUAAUUGAAGGAGAUUUUCAAAGUAUUACGGCAGCAGAGAAUGAUCAGGAUACUAUGGACACUUUAGAGGAGGGGAACCUAUCAGACCAUGGAAAUAUAAGUGAAGGAAAUAUUCGUAAAAGUACCACAAAAAGGACACUUAAAGGCCACGAUAUAUGUAAAUGCAGCGAGCUGUCUUUUAAAAUGGAUGAAAUUAAAGCUCAAAUCGACAUACUCAUUGAUGCCAGCAAUGAACAUAAAACAUUCUUUAGAAGCCAUUUGAAACAAAAUGCAGUCGAAAUAGGUCAACAUUUCCCUGUAGUAUCAGAAGAAAAUCUCUUAGAGUUGAAUGAAACAAUAAAUCCCAACAACAAAGCUGAUUAUGUUAAAGCUAUGCAAUUGCUAUUACAUCCAGCGGGUGUCGGUAAAAACCUCAAAUACAUCUUAAGCUCAAAAGUAACCAUGGAAUAUAACAUUGAUGGUGUUCAUGGCAAGAACAGUCUCAAGAGAUUAAAGAAUUUUUACAAUGCUUUAUUGGAAGCCAUACCUUACCCUCCAAAGCAUACCGCCCCCGCCGAAGAUCAAUUGCGAAAAGCCAUACAAUUGCAAAAGAAACGAGAAUUCAAAGCUUUGUGUACAGCCAGAAGUAAGAAAAAAGAUGCAAGUUCAAAUAAAGUUCGUAGAUAUAACUUUCAGACAAAAAAAGUUAUAUCUAAUCCCAUUGGGGUUGAGGUAAUUGCCCCCAGUAUGGAGCCAUAGAAUAGGUUCACCUUACAAGUUUUUUUUCCUAUAUUUUUAACUUUAUAACUGAGUCUAAGGAUAGCUUUUGCCAUGAGACAAAAGAAAAAGGAUACCAUGAAAUUACCAAGACAGGUUUUGGAAGAUUAUAGACCAUUUUUAUUUUAUUUAUAUCAUUUUGUAUCAAAAUGUUAGCUAUAAGUCAAUUUUUAUCUAAAAAUGUUGAUGUAUAAUACAAAAAUUUCUCUAAAUACCUAUA